AUGAUUGUCCAACAGGUGCAGGGACAUUCGGCAUGCACACCAGUUGUGCAGUCCCAUAGUCCUGCAGGGAAUGGGCUGAGAGUUCCAGUGGCCAAGUGCGUGUCACCAGAGGACGCGACAUGUCCGACAUCCAUUGCCAUUCGUGCGAUUCCUACCCCGAGUCGCUCAUUGGCUGGGAAUUCCAUGAAGGGAGCAACCAAAUUGGGUUUUAGCCCCUCAGUUCAUUCAGCUCAGGCACCUUCAGCGCUUACUUCUGUGAGAUGCACCCCACGGUCACGGCAGCCUCCAACGCCAAGAAGUCCAUGCAGCAGUUGGGUUCCUCCCCGCGCGUUGCAGGUGCAGGUGAAACCACAGGCUUCAAUCACACCGCCUUUGGUGGCCACACCCAUGAAGUCUUGGAAUCCACAUCCUGUGGCUCAGGUUGUGCGGCAGGAACCUGGCAGAGACGUGGACAAAUACGGGGCAAGACCAAUCCAAUCGCGGUCUUGGGUCCCACCAUCCACUCCCAGGCGUGAAGUUCGUGGACCACCAAACUCAUGGAUCCCCCCCGCAGUGCAACACAUGCCCUCAAUGCGUCCUCCUAUGCCUGCAGCAAAUGGAGGGACCAACAGCAUUGGAUUCCAAGGAGGCUAUCACCAUGUGCAGACACCUUGUGGUUCAGGGGCUUCAGCAGGAUGUCCACCAAGGAUUCAACGAGUCUUGGAGACGCAGAGUCCCAUGACUUACGGCCAAUCUUCUGGGAACAACGGUACGAAAGCCCUGUCUUACUGUCCCUCUUUGGUCAUUGACCGGCGGUGUGCGACAGGUGGGCUGCCCGGCUGCCAGACAAUGGUUGCAGAACCAUACCAAGAAUUGACGUCCUUGCAAGUUUCCAUGCACAGGGGGGCCCAAAGCCACGUGCUUCCCUCCUGCCCGUCACUUGUUGCUCCCGUUUACGCUCCGUCGAAGCAACGGCCUCAACCUGCAGUCCUGCAAAUUGCGUCAGCCUUUCACUCACGACAACACCCAGCUAAGAUGAGCACUGGAAUUCCAAACGCCGAUGCUGUUUUGGAGGGAAUUGACUACGUUGGCAUUGCCGAUGGGGUGUCAGGAGUUCACUCUUUGGGGCUCACUCCAGAUGCCCUGCCUUGGGAAUUGCUGCGCUAUUGUGGAAAAGGUUUGUUUGCAGCUGCUGCCAAAGGUGAGCCGCGAGUGAAGAAGACGGAGAAGCAUGGAAAGCAAAUGCAACAGAUGGGCGAGUGGUUGAUCCAACUGAUCCAAGAGGCUUUUGACACCACUGAGGAGUACGGUGCCACCACACUGCUGCUGGCUGCCAUCAAAGGUAGCAAUCUUGUCACAGCCUGUUUAGGUGAUAGUGGGAUCCUUAUCCUCAGGCCAGUGGCUUUUUAUCCUCUGCAGCUGCAGCCAAUCUUCAAGACAGAGCCUGGCCGUUUUGAUGCUCGUCGACCUGUGCAAAUCCAACGCUUACAUGGUUGCGAUGUGGCUAGUGCCCAUGAAGUGAUCAGCUCUGCAAAUAUUGGCGCCACCCCAGUGAGGCCAGGUGAUAUUUUGAUUUUGGGCACGGAUGGGUUGUUCGACAACCUGUCAGACAAGCACAUCAAAGAAGCUAUUGAAAGAUUCUACCAUUCAACGGAGGCAACAGGCUCCAGUGAAGAACUAGGUCAGGUCGCCUCACUUCUUGUUGAUUUGGCCAUCCGUAAUGUCAAGUUGGACAAGAAAAAUGCUGACAAUCCGCCAUGGCAGCGGAACGCUACCUCUGUCCCAGCGAACAAUGCUGAUGACACCACGGCCUUAGUGGCUAUGAUCAAGGCUGAAGGCUCCGAGUUUGGGAAUGCUCACCCGUGCUUUCCUAGGAGAGGUGAUACGGCUCACUUGUUCGGCGAAACCGAUGUGGAUCCGGGAAGGAUGGCAUUAGAUCGAACACAUCGAGAUUUGUCGAAGAGCGUUCAGUUCAGCCGUGGAGCCUCAAAGCGAGAACAUAGCCAGAACUGCGUUGUGUCAUGAGUUGUUGGGUUGUUCCGGCGAUGAUUUUCAGAUAAUUCGAUGCAAACACGAAAACCAAGAUGGGUGAGGCACAAAGCGGAG
Molecule: messenger RNA, 2085 nt
Organism: Cladocopium goreaui
Lineage: Eukaryota; Dinophyceae; Suessiales; Symbiodiniaceae
Source: the annotation of a GenBank genome assembly